Molecule: messenger RNA, 4461 nt
Organism: Candidozyma auris
Lineage: Eukaryota; Fungi; Ascomycota; Pichiomycetes; Serinales; Metschnikowiaceae
Gene: SNQ2
Product: ATP-binding cassette transporter
Exons: 1
Coding region: 1-4461 (1486 amino acids)
Biological process (GO): transmembrane transport
Cellular component (GO): membrane
Molecular function (GO): ATP binding; ATP hydrolysis activity; ABC-type transporter activity
Source: RefSeq, a predicted model, not a curated record
AUGGUGGUACCUACUGCGUCUUCCGACAAGGUCAACCUGCGUAACACUGCUGGCGUCGAUUCAACCAAAUACCCUGGGUCGGAUUGUGACUCAACUACCCCAGACGACACAAUCGAUGAGUACAACCCAGCUGAGACAAGGUCGAUUAUCAGCAAUGAGCAUGCUAGUCGUGAAGAAGUCGAGCGACUUCACUCCUUGUCUAGAGAAGUAACUAACCUCACCUUUUACGAGGGAGAUCUCCGUGUGGACCCCGAUGCGUUUGACUUGAGAAAGCUUCUUUACACGCAGAUCAAGCAGUCUGAGCUUUCGGGAGUGAAGCUUAGGGAUAUGGGUGUCUCGUUUGAGAACAUGACGGUCAGAGGCAUCGAUCAAUCGUAUGCUUUCUUACCCACGCUCUCUGAUGUCUUGAACAUGCCAGCCUCCAUUUUCAGAACCUUGCGUUCAAUAGGCCACAAACCCGAGAAAGACAUUUUGCACGAAUUAAACGGCUACGCUAGAAGCGGAGAAAUGGUGCUUGUGUUGGGGAGACCUGGAGCUGGCUGCUCGACAUUCCUAAAGGCCCUCACGGGCACUGAUUCUUCUAUGUACACGGGCAUCUUUGGUGACAUUGAGUACGAUGGAUUGCCCAGAAAUAGCAUGGUUCGCCACUUCAAGCAGGACUUGAUCUACUGCCCUGAAUUAGAUACCCACCAUCCCCAUCUCACUGUGGAGCAGACAUUGGAUUUUGCCAUCCGUUGCAAAAUGCCUGAUAAGCGAGUCAAUGACAUGUCGAAGGAUGACUACGUCAAGUUCAUGAGAGAAAUGCUUGCUACAGUGUUUGGUUUACGUCACACUUUCAAGACAAAAGUGGGUAAUGACUUCAUUCGUGGUGUAUCUGGUGGUGAAAGAAAGAGAGUCUCCAUCGCUGAGGCAUUGGCAUGUCAGGGCACGGUCUACUGUUGGGAUAAUGCCACUCGUGGUUUGGAUGCUUCUACUGCUUUGGAGUACGCCCAAGCCAUUCGUGUGUCUACUGACAUCUUAAGAUCAACUGCUUUUGUCACUAUUUAUCAGGCUUCUGAAAACAUAUACGAAACUUUUGACAAGGUCACCGUUUUGUACAAGGGUCGCCAGAUCUACUUCGGAUCUACUAAGGAAGCCAAGGCAUACUUCGAAGACAUGGGUUUCGAAUGUCCUCCAAGACAAUCUACCGCUGAAUUCUUGACAGCGAUCACUGACCCUCACGGUCGUUUCCCCAAACCUGGAUUCGAAAACAAAGUUCCUCGUACUGCCGAGGACUUUGAGGCGUAUUGGUUGGCAUCUGACGCUUUUAAGAAUCUUAAGAACGAGAUUCAAGACUACAAGUCUGAGCAAAACCCUGAUGAAACUAAACGUAGUUUGAUCGAGUCCAUCAAGCAACAAAAGCAAAGGGGCCAAAGAACUGGCUCUCACUACACGGUGAACUUCUACGAGCAGUUUCGUUUGAAUAUGAUGAGAGGUUUCCAGAGCAUGAAAGGUGAUAAAGCAUACGCGGUGACUCAGACGAUUGCCGCUAUUGCCCAAAGUUUGAUUGUUGGCUCUCUCUAUUACAACACUCCAAAUGACGUGUCUGGUGCAUUUUCGAGAGGGGGUGUGAUUUUUUUCUCGGUUUUGUACUUGUCAUUGAUGGGUCUUGCAGAGAUCUCCAACUCGUUUAAUCAAAGACCAAUUAUGAUGAAACAACAUAACUACUCAUUUUACCAUCCAUCAGCAUGUGCCGUUGCCGACGCCCUCAGUUCUGUGCCGCUCACUCUCUUUAUUACCAUCGUUUUCUCUUUGAUUCUUUACUUCUUGUCUAAUUUGAAAAGAGACGCUGGUGCAUACUUUACAUUCUUGCUUUUUUCAUUCCUAGUGUCUCUAAGCAUGAACGGUCUAUUCAAAGCUAUUUCGGCUUGGAACAAAACAAUUUCUGCUGCCAAUGCAUUUGCUGGUGUCCUCAUCUUGGCUGCAUUGAUGUACUCGUCUUUCAUGAUUCAAAGACCAUCCAUGAGGGUAUACUUCAAGUGGAUCUCUUAUAUUAACCCUGUGCUUUACGGUUUCGAAGCCAUGCUCACUACUGAGUUUCACGGACGAAAAAUGGAAUGUUCCGGUGCAAACCUUGUUCCCAGAGGACCUGGCUAUGACUCAUCUCGAGCAGCUUGCGCUUUUCAAGGUUCAGAACCCGGCCUGAGCAUCGUCAGUGGUGAUGCUUAUGUUGAGACUGCUUUCACAUACAGCUUUAGUCACGUUUGGAGAAACUUCGGUAUCUUGAUUGGUUUUAUUGUGUUCUUCAUUGUUGUUGCCGCAAUUGGUUUUGAAGUUGUUCGUCCAGUGUCUGGUGGUGUCGACAGACUUUUCUUUUUGCGUGGCAAGAAGCCUGAACACAUUUUAACUCCCGAAGAGAAGGCGAAGGCUGACGCUGAGAGGGGUGGCGAAGGUGAUUCCGAUUUGGAAAAAGUUAAGCCUGAGAAGACUGCAGCAUCAUCAAAUUCUGCUUUGGCAGACUUAGAAUCGAAAGACAUCUUCUGCUGGAAAAAUGUUGACUACGUGAUCCCAUACGAUGGUGGUCAAAGGAAGCUCUUGGACGACGUUUCUGGUUUUUGUAUACCUGGUAAGUUGACCGCCUUGAUGGGGGAGUCCGGUGCUGGUAAAACUACUUUAUUGAACGUGUUAGCUCAAAGAGUCAACAUGGGUGUUAUCACGGGAGAUAUCUUGGUGAAUGGUAAGCCACUUGAUGGAUCAUUUAGUCGUCGUACUGGCUACGUCCAACAACAGGACAUUCAUUUGGCUGAGACAACUGUCAGAGAAGCCCUUCGUUUUUCAGCCCAGCUAAGAAGACCCAAUUCCGUUCCUGACAGCGAGAAAUUUGAAUACGUGGAAAAAAUUAUCGAGAUAUUGGAAAUGGAAGAGUACUCUGAUGCUAUUGUUGGUCAGCUUGGAUCUGGCCUUAAUGUGGAACAACGUAAGAAAUUGACUAUCGGUGUCGAAUUGGUCGCCAAGCCCUCCUUGUUACUAUUCCUUGAUGAGCCAACUUCGGGUUUAGACUCCCAAUCUGCAUGGUCCAUCGUAAAACUUUUAAGAGAUUUGGCUUCUGCUGGUCAGGCUAUUCUUUGCACAAUUCACCAGCCCUCGGCUACCUUGUUUGAAGAAUUCGAUAGGUUGUUGCUUUUGAGAAAGGGUGGUCAAACUGUUUACUUUGGGGAAAUUGGUAAGCGUUCGAGAACAAUCUUGGACUAUUUUGAAAGAAACGGAGCAAGAAAAUGUCUUGAGCAAGAAAACCCUGCUGAAUAUAUUUUGGAAGCCAUCGGUGCUGGUGCCACUGCCUCAACAGAUAAAAAUUGGUUCGAAGUGUGGAGCAACUCUCAAGAGAAGAUCGAUGUUGAGAAGCGUGUUUCCCAGCUUAUUGAAGAGGGAAAGCAAAAGGCGGGCUUGUCAGAAAAGGAGGCCAAGGAGCUUCAGAAUCCAUACGCUACCAACAUCCCUUACCAGUUUGUCAUCCUUGUGAGACGCACAUUUCUUGCUUUCUGGAGAAAGCCGCUGUAUAUCAUGGCAAAGACAUUCUUGAUGACAAUCAGUGGUUUGUUUAUCGGUUUCACUUUCUUUGGAUUGAGCAAGUCGAUCACAGGUAUGCAAAACGGCAUGUUCUGUGCUUUUUUGUCAGUCGUUGUCUCGGCCCCCGUUAUCAAUCAGAUUCAGGAGCAAUGUAUGGCUGUUCGUGAUGUCUUCGAAGGCAGGGAGAGACUCUCCAACACCUACCGUUGGUGGCUUCUUGUUUUGGCUCAAUAUGUCUGUGAAGUACCUUUUAACUACGUUGCAGCUGCAUUUAUGUUUGUCUCGCUUUACUUCCCCACAAGGGCUGACUUUUCUGCUCCUCAUUCAGGCGUGUUCUACUUGACACACGGAAUUUUCUUGCAACUUUUCAACAUCUCAUUUGGAUUCUUGAUUUUGUAUUUCUCACCUGAUGUUCAAUCAGCUGCGGUGUUGGUGUCGUUCUUUUACAGUUUUAUUGUUGGUUUUUCCGGAAUCGUUCAACCUGUGAGCUUGAUGCCAGGAUUCUGGACAUUCAUGAACAAGGCAAGUCCAUACACCUAUAUCAUUCAGAAUUUGGUUGCGUCGUUCCUCUACGAUCGUGAAGUUCACUGUUCUGAUAAGGAGAUGGCUUACGUAUCUCCACCAGAGGGCCAAACUUGUGCUCAAUUCCUCGGUGAUUUCAUUCAAAGUGCUGGUGGCUAUUUGGAAGAGCCAAAUAGCACGACUCAGUGUGCUUACUGCAAGUACACCAAUGCCAACGAAUACCUCUUGACGAUCCAAACGAAGUAUUCGAACAUUUGGCGUAAUGUUGGUUUUUACUGUGCCUACAUCGUCUUUAAUAUUUGCUUCUGUCUUUUCAUGUACAAAGUGAUCAGACUUUCAUCGUGGAAGCUUCCAACCAUCAAGCUCCCAUCUAUAAGACGGAAGAAGGCUUGA